GUCACUGUUUGCUCUGUCUGAGCCGCUGAGUCCAUAUAGUCACCCCCCCAUCCCUGUCUCUGCUCUUCUCCCCCCUCUCUCACUCUCUUUCUCAUCCCUGUUUCUCUCUAGCGCUCUUUAUUCUCGCCUGUUGCGUUUGCUUCUGCUGCCGUCGCUUCAACAAACUUAGUCUAGAGAGAAAGUGCUGGGUGAUGGACUGUUGAACAGCUUGUACGUUGCUACAAAGUGAGCUGUGUGUGCUGAUAAUCGACAGAACGGACAGACAUGGGGAAGCAGAACAGCAAGCUCCGUCCUGAGGUGAUGCAGGACCUCCUGGAGAGCACCGACUUCACCGAGCACGAGAUCCAGGAGUGGUACAAGGGCUUCCUGAGGGACUGCCCAAGUGGGAACCUCUCCAUGGAGGAGUUCAAGAAGAUCUACGGUAACUUCUUCCCAUACGGAGAUGCUUCCAAGUUUGCUGAGCAUGUCUUUCGCACAUUUGAUGCUAAUGGAGAUGGGACAAUAGACUUCCGGGAGUUUAUCAUAGCGCUCAGUGUGACGUCACGCGGAAAGCUGGAGCAGAAGCUGAAAUGGGCCUUCAGUAUGUACGACUUGGAUGGAAACGGGUACAUCAGUAAAGCCGAGAUGCUUGAGAUUGUUCAGGCGAUCUAUAAGAUGGUGUCAUCAGUGAUGAAGAUGCCUGAGGAUGAGUCAACACCUGAGAAGAGGACAGAGAAGAUCUUCAGGCAGAUGGACACCAACAGGGACGGUAAGCUGUCCCUGGAAGAGUUCAUCAAAGGAGCGAAGAGUGACCCCUCCAUUGUCCGCCUGUUGCAGUGCGACCCCAGCAGUGCUGGACAGUUCUAAACCUAAGGCAUCAGCACAAUCUUGCUUCUGUGGGUGACUCAAAAUGCCUUUAACUCUCCACCGAGGAGCAGACUGAUAAUGAAGAAUGAGAAGCUGAUGACGAUGAAGUAAAAGGCCUUCAAUAUGCACUGAGGACUUCAAAGAUGAGCGAAGGAGCCACAUUUUCCAGUUAACACCCCUUAGCUAUCUAUCUAAACCCUCCAAAGCCCAACAAAGACUAAACCUGAACCUGAACCUGACCUUUCCGAACCCUUAAAACGGUUAUCAAAAAUCUGCAGAUUGUAGUUGACCAUGGUCCCUCAGUUCUCCUAAAGGCAGAGUACAGUACAAGGAAAGACAACAGUAGGUUGUAUAUACAGUAUAAACUGUAGUCUGUAUCCAUGUCAUUGUGUGGCUCUCGAGCUCCUGCUAGAGCCACAGAGACCCUCUGUCACUUAUGUGUGUAUCAUAGACAGAGUGUGUGCAGAGACGACGAGAGAGAGGACGGUGUUAAAUAACAGCUCUUACUGUAGGUGAGAUCUACAAGAGAGGACUCGUGAAGUUUGUCCUUUAGUCAAAGCAAGUUCUGCUUUUAGUUUCCUUCUUUUUCUACUGUGAGAAUGUGUACGUGUGUUUGUGUAUUUUGCAGACUUGAUAGACUUUGUUUGAUAUUUUGUGCUGGGACAAAAUUACAUGAAAAUGUAAUAUUAUGCUACCAUGCAUAUAUGCACCCCAACCUACUGUUUUGAUUUUGUGAAGUCUCACUGACAUGAAGAAGGAUGAAAACAUCCCUUUACCUAUCAUCUGUUCCAGUGGUUUUUUUUUUAAAUCAGACUUUGACAGAGAGUUUAAGAGAGCGUUGUCACUGCGCUCUAGCUAAGGGAGAAUGGAAAACUAGUUUGUGAAGUCUCUGAGUUCAAUGUAGGUACAUUAAAGUGCACCUAAAUUUGUAAAACUAAAGUCUAGAUUGCUCACUUCAUAACAAAUGUUGUUCAGUAAUUAUUUUUUCAAACCAAGUUUGUUUCUUUAAGCUUAUGCGGAAUGUUGAGCAUGCAAACCAUUUCCUUUUCUGACAUGAGAAGAACAGACUCACUUCUUCAAACUUCACUUUUAGAUGUUCUUAAUUGCCGCAUGUUGAUUCAGUAGUGAACAGUUGGCUCCAGAGGUGAACAGAAUAAAUAACACGUAUGCAUGUGACUCACUCGCAUGUGUGUGUUUUGAUGUAUUUUUAUGGAUAGCAGCAGCUGAUCGGCCAGUCAAAAAUCCGGCUCUGUGCCCGCUUCUGUACGUUAGUGUUUUCAUCGUUAGUGCUACCAGUCGUCAGUGUUACUGCAGCGUGUGAACUGCCAAAGCUGAUAACACUUAGGGAUCAUACUAAAGAGGAGGACCACAAUGCACCACAGUCUUCAUACAUGAAGACACGCUGUUUAAAGGAGAUGCUGAGAGCUUUCUUUGUGUUCAAGUUGGAUAAUUGUGUCAUCAUCAGCUGUAUCUGACUGUACAGACAGAAAUGUACUCUGAUUAUUUUAUUCUUAAGUCAUGAUGCUGAGGAUAAGUUCAGUAGGAAAGCAAGCACACGGUUUACAGUAUUACAAACAAGUCAAUGGCAUGUUAAUGACACACCAGUGUAAGUUCUCAGUCAGUGGUUCUCAACUGGUCUCGCCUAAGGACCCACCACCGACUCCUUAAUGAGCAAUCUCUUCCAAAUUUCUUUCAACCACUCAACUUUACCUAAGGAAAAGUGCUGCAGUCUGGACCUUCAGUAAAACAAAAUAUAUGACAGAACAGAGAGAUUCAGGGGUGACAUACCAUGGAGCAAAAUCAACAUACUGUGCUGUGAAGAAGUUUUUGCCACUUUCCUGUUUUUUGUUUUGUUUUGUUUUGUUUUGUUUUGUUUUAGGUUUUUUUUGUGUAUUCGUCACACUUAAUUGUUUUACAUUUUCUCUGAUUUUAAUAUUUUUUUCAAAUGGUGAUUUUAUUUAUCAGGUAAUUAAGCCAUCCAAACCUACCUGGCCCUAUGAGAAAAUGUAAUU
Molecule: messenger RNA, 2858 nt
Organism: Cheilinus undulatus (humphead wrasse)
Lineage: Eukaryota; Metazoa; Chordata; Actinopteri; Labriformes; Labridae
Product: neurocalcin-delta A
Exons: 5
Coding region: 265-846 (193 amino acids)
Biological process (GO): calcium-mediated signaling
Cellular component (GO): cytosol
Molecular function (GO): calcium ion binding; tubulin binding; actin binding
Source: RefSeq, a predicted model, not a curated record